GGGCGGGGGAGGGGGUUUCCUCCUGGAACAGGACUGAUAACUGGGGACACAGCCCCACCAUUCCUGAGCAGAUGGGGGCACAAGAGGUCACUGCUGCUGCAGCUGGUCCAGUCUGGGGGGCCCUUCUGGAGAGGGGACACCAGGAGGGCUCCCUUCCUGUCACAUGCUUUCCUGUCUCAACAGAGCUGGUAGUUCUGAGGCACUCAGGCUCCUAUGGGCUGGGGGGGGGGUGUCAGGGGCCACACCAGACCCAGGGGAAGGGCCCCAGGGGGCCAGCUGCUCUGGCCUGCUGACCUCUGCCCUCAGAAUCCGGUCUCUGGCUCGCUUCCUGCUCUUCCAGGGGAGCCAAGGGCAGGUGGGCCUGGCUGAAAAGCAUCUAUUUCCAAGCACAAGUCUCUGAACUCACCAAGCUGGGAAACGGUCCCCAGGAGGCUGAGACUUCCCCAAGCCCUAUCUUUUCCUGGAGAAUUAGAACAGGUGGCAUGGUCCACAUCUUGUGUGGACAACCAUCCAGGACGCCCCCCCUGUGCCCGCUGUUGGCGGCACCCCUCUGGUCUCACAAAAUGAGCCUGGGGUCUCUAGGUGUCCACUGCCCCCGUCCCACUGGGAUCAGCAGCACCUGAGUUUACGAAAGUUACUCCUGGGCCAGUAGCCUCCGGGCCAGCGAUCCCCACGGCAGCUCCACCCGCCCUCCCCAGGUGUGGAGCUUCAGAAACAACCGAGAUCACUGCCUUGACAAGACACACGACACACACGCACACCAGCGUGCGUGUGUACCCAGGAAGCGGUGUCAGAUUUUUCUCCAUGAACCAGCACUUCUCCCCCAGAAGUGAUUCCCCCCCGCUGCCCCUGCUGCCACUCAGGACCCUGUGAAGAGGGGAGGCGGUUGCAGGACAAAGAGAACAGGAGGGGCCCUUGCCCAGUGCACCAGUGGACCGCAGACCCGCUCUUGGUCCCCAGGACCUGACCAAUGAGCAGAGCUGCACCGUCCUGGAUCAGCUGGCGGGGGAGGGGUGCCAGGGUAGAGUGGCCAGAUUUAGCAAAAGCAACAAUCAAACAAACCCCAAAACAGAAUUAUCUGUCCAGUUAUAAGUAUGUCCAUGCAAUAUUUAGGACAUACUUAUACUCAAAGUAUCUGUUCUUUAUGUGAAAUUCAAAUGUAACUGGGUGCUCUGUAUUAUAUCUGGAAACCCCGGGAGGACAUUCAACCCUCCUAACCCACUCACUGCCACCUGACCCCUCCCGACCCCCCCACGCCUAAGGACAGCAAAUGUCCCCUGCUCUUCCCAACAUCGUAGGGGCCGAGUGGGCCGGCAGCGCCCCUGACCCAGACACACAGGGGAGCAGAGAGGGGCUGCUGGCUCUGGAAGCCCCUCCCCAGAGGUUGGGGUCUCUGAGGCAGGCCUGGGUCCUGGGCUCCAAGGGUCUCGCGGGGGGUCGACAAACUCCCUGUUGCAGGCACAGCAACUGUUGAAUGAGCCCCGAGUCCAGCUCUUCCCUGGCUCCCCUGGGUGGUGUCUCUCCCUGUCACCUUUGCCCGCAGGUGGACUGGCCCUCUCUGAUGCAGUAGAAAAAGGGGAACCCAUCAGAGGCCUCUAGAAAAGAGGAAGGUACAGCUCGUGGGUGGUUUCAGGGGAGGAGUGCUCGACCAGGGGCUGAAAAUGAGGAACCCUGGCCAGGCAGGACCUACCUGGAGAAGGUCAUUGCCUCUGCUGGAACCAGAGGAAACAGGAUCCAGACCAGACGGGGGUUUCCAGCCUGCACUCACCCCCUUUCCUGGGAAGGAAGAUGUGGAGGGAUGGGGGACGCAAACCAUGAGCAAACAGCCUGGGGGCUCCAGCAGCAGCCCCACCAGCUGGCCUCUGCUGCUCUCCAGGGUGGUGCAGAGUGGGAUUUCCUGGGGAGCUCCCUCGCACUGGGAGAGCUGGGGGCACCUAGCAUAGGCCUGGGCAGGGAACUGCUACCCCAGCCUUCUCCUGGACACGACUACAUAGUCUUUGCCAACUCUCACACAGCCUGAUCCCACAGCUGCUUCUGCCUGCCCGGCUCCCUUCCCAACCGCGCAGGGACCUCCAGAAGUUGGGGAAGGUCCCACAGCAAGCUUGGUCCAGGGUCCUGGGAAGCCCUGCAUUUUCCCCAGUGAGACCCCGGCCUCCGCUCAGGAAGAGGUUAAGGCUGUCAACUUCUGGCCUGUCUAUCCACCUUCAGUUUGAGGAGGAGAGGUGCGCUCAAGGUGUGGGUGGCAUGGGACAGGGGAAGAUACAGGCGGAGGAGGGCCUGGGAGGGGUGUGGCCGCCAUGGGCUGGAAGGCUGUGUCCCAGGGGCGGGGCACAACUUGAGGGCCCCCACACCUGGGAACCCUUUGUGAGCCCAUCACUGGGUGUCGCGUCUCCCCCCAGCAACAGUGACUCACAAAGCCAGCCUCUUCUGGGCCCUUGAAGGCCCAGGUCACAAAGGCCAUUAAGACCAAGCCCUGAGGAGGCAUGUCCCAAGACAGCCCCGCGGCGGGCUGGGCCUGGGCCUCCCACCUCGACCCCGGCCCAGGGACCGGGCAUUAGGGUUAGCGAGGAGCACCCAGUAGCUUCGACGCCCAUGUGUGUGGUCUGCUUCGUGAAGGCGCUGGUGCACGUGUUCAAGAUCUACCUGUCCGCCAAUUACACCUACAACUUCCGCAGCUGGCCGGUGGACUUCCGCUGGGAUGACGUGCGCGCCGCCGGACCGGGUGGCAGCGUUUACGGCGCGCUAACAUGCGCGGCGGCUGCAGCCGGCGUGUGGCUGCUGCAGGGAGCGGCGCUGGGUGGGGACGCGCCUGGGAGGCCAAUGCGGGGGGCGCGCAGCCAGGCGCUCUGCCUCCUGCAGCAGAUCCGCGAGCUGCCGGCCCAGCUUGCCAGCUACGCACUGGCCCACUCCCUGGGCCGCUGGCUCGUGUACCCCGGCUCCAUGUUCCUGAUGACGCGCGCGCUGCUGCCGCUGCUGCAGCAGGGCCAAGAGCGCCUCGUGGAGCGCUACCUCGGCCGGCGCGCCAAGCUGGUGGCCUGUGACGGCAACGAGAUCGACACCAUGUUCAUGGAUCGCCGGCAGCACCCGGGCAGCAGCGGUCGCGGCCUGCGCCUGGUCAUCUGCUGCGAAGGUAACGCCGGCUUCUACGAGAUGGGAUGCCUGUCGGCGCCGCUGGAAGCCGGCUACUCGGUGCUGGGCUGGAACCACCCGGGCUUCGGGGGCAGCACCGGCGAGCCCUUCCCUCAGCACGACGCCAACGCCAUGGACGUGGUGGUCAAGUACGCGCUGCACCGCCUGCACUUCCCGCCUGCACACGUGGUGGUCUAUGGCUGGUCCAUUGGCGGCUUCACGGCCACCUGGGCCACCAUGACAUACCCGGAGCUGGGUGCACUGGUCCUCGAUGCCACCUUCGACGACCUCGUGCCGCUGGCCGUGAAGGUCAUGCCCCACAGCUGGAAGGGACUGGUGGUGCGCACCGUGCGCGAGCACUUCAACCUCAAUGUAGCAGAGCAGCUGUGCCUCUACCCCGGGCCGGUGCUGCUGCUCCGGCGCACGCAGGACGACGUGGUCAGCACUUCGGGCCACCUGCGCCCCCUGCCGUCCAGCGACGUGGAAAGCAACCGCGGCAAUGAGCUGCUACUGCGCCUGUUGCAGCACCGCUACCCGGCUGUGAUGGCGCGUGAGGGCCUCGCCAUCGUGACUCGCUGGCUGCGCGCUGGCAGCCUGGCACAGGAGGCCGCUUUCUACGCGCGCUACCACGUGGACGACGAGUGGUGCCUGGAACUGCUGCGCUCCUACCGCGCGAGCUGCGACGACAAGCAGGAGGACGAGGAGGCCUGGGGGCCCCACGGGCUCGCCUUCCCGUGGCUCGUGGGUCAGGGCCUCAGCCCACGGCGGCGCCGGCAGCUCGCGCUGUUCCUGGCGCGCAAGCACCUCAAGAACGUGGAGGCGACUCACUGCAGUCCGCUGGAGCCUGAGGACUUCCAGUUGCCCUGGAGGCUGUAGCCCGUCCCCUUGCAGCGCCAGACUGCAUAUUCGCACACCUUCUGGGCCUCAGGUCCGUUCUCCUCCCCACACACCGACCAGUGAAGCUGGUCCCGCCUGGGGAUCCCGACCUGGUGUCUGGGGGAGGGGAGGGUGUUCCCCACUCCCUUCUUUCUCUUCCUCCCUCGAACACUUGUGGAUGUCCCAGUCUGCUCUCAACCCCUAAAGGGAAUGCAAAGAUUAAGCUGACCCAACUAUUGGCAAGCUGUGUGAUGGGUGCCUUGAUCACCUCAAAAGGAUGGUGGGAGCCCUAGGCCGUGCCCUUCACCUGGCCUGAGUUACAGGCUGGCUCUGGGAAGGACGGUGUGGAAGGGUCUGUGCAAGUCGCCCCCAGCUGUAAAGGACGUUGGCAUCGGAGGUGUAUAGAGCAGGUCUUAGCAGCUGCACCUUCCUGGAGUGUGAUGCUGCUGCUCCGUAGUGUCCCCUCCCCCCUCCGCUCCUAGCUUCUACCAGAGGCAUGCACAGUCUCUGUGGGACCACAGUCUCAAAGGAACAGGUACACACAGCGGCAAGCCCACACAGGGCUGCAGACACACCUGCACUGCCACUCACUGCCGAGCACCUCCUUGAGCCAGACCUGGACUGGGCUUUGUUCCUGGCUCAGGGAUGCAAUGCAGAAAGAGACAAACUCUCUGCUCACCACCACUUGUCAUAGAGUUGCUUCCUUGCCAUCUGCCCUGAACGGCAUGAAGCAGGGACUGCUUGCUGGGUGUCCCUUGCCUCUGGGGACAAGGGCUGGCCGGGGUGGGUUGAGAAAGAAACUCUGGAAAAACUGAAAAAGGUAAGUGGGGCGCACAUAUGAGUAACUGAUCACACCAGCACAGGGUACAGCCAUGAUGCACCUUGGCCAGUGAAAGCAGAGGCAGGUACUUAAAGUGACCAAAGUACCAGGAAGAUGUCUGUGAUGAGGAGGUGAGCUUUGAGCUAAGACAGGAAGAGGAAUUAGUCAGGAGGUGAGGGAAGGGGCUUGUGUGCCUAGGGAUCAGAGUGGCUCGGUUGCAAGGAGAGUAGUUCCAGAAAAGUCAAAUCCUGAAGGGUCUGAAUACCAUUGAAGGAUUUGCUUCCAGGGGCAAUUAGGUGACAAAGAUGGUAAGUUGUGGGACUUGUCUCAGGGAGACAGACAGGUUGCCAGACAGUUACACAUAUCUCCUAUGAGAAGUUAGGCCAACUCUCAUUCCAGAGUCUGCUGGAAGCCCCUCAACUAGCUGAGUGACCUUGGGCAAGUGACUCUAACCUAAGUGUCCUCAUCUGUAAAGCGGGGAGGGCUCCACCUGGUUCAACCCGUGGCUGUGAAAAGGAACUGCGAGAACACCGGCCGAACGCUGCACAGGGCCGGAGCGCUUCCCGGCAGGCGUGCUCAUGCCCUGCGCGUGCAUGACGCCCGGUGCCCGCCCGGGAACCUAGACGCCUCCAACCAGGUGAGGGCAGCGGCGCUUGCAGCGCAAGAGGACGGAUCGUGGUCACGUCUUUUUCUACGCAACCCCCAUACAAUAAAAAAAUCUCCGUAAAUGGACGGACUAAACAACAACAAAAAGACAGACUGGAGGGAAAGGCUAACCCCUAAGUCAGGGAGUCGGGCCUUGGAGGGAUCGCAAGCGGUCUGAGUUUGACCCGUCCAGCUGCGUGUGCUGUGGCGCUCGUAGGGAGCGGCAAGCAUCCCCGAGACCUCCACAGGGCGGGGGUGGAGAGGCUCCACGGCGCCAUGUUGGACGAUCUUCCCACUUCCCACCUUCCCAGGGUUCCUUCGGACCGUUCUACCUGUGCGUCUCGCUGGUGGAGCCGGCCUGGGAGGGAUUCCUGUCCGGCUUCGUUCUCAGCCGUGACCAAUCGGGUUGGAGCGGAUGAACAGGGACUGGGCCAAGCA
Messenger RNA from Rhinolophus ferrumequinum (greater horseshoe bat), 5908 nucleotides. RefSeq names its product abhydrolase domain containing 16B (gene ABHD16B). Gene Ontology annotation, biological process: monoacylglycerol catabolic process; phosphatidylserine catabolic process. NCBI's taxonomy places the organism in Eukaryota, Metazoa, Chordata, Mammalia, Chiroptera, Rhinolophidae. The record is from RefSeq and is a predicted model, not a curated record. The transcript has a single exon. Bases 2593 to 4005 code for a protein of 470 amino acids. Gene Ontology annotation, molecular function: glycerophospholipase activity; monoacylglycerol lipase activity. Gene Ontology annotation, cellular component: endomembrane system.